AUGCUCGUGUUUGAAAGCUAUGCCCGCCGGAGGAGCGCUCGGCACACACAACCAGGGAACUCUGCAAUUGCGGCGCGCCGCUCGCGGGCGCGUCCGUGUCUGGAGCCGCAGCGGGGCCUCCUCCGUCUCGCGACAGCAGGCUUGGUGUUGAGAACGAGUGCAAGCCACGCAGCAGGUGCGCGCAGCGACAAUGCGGCGACAGCGCUGCGUUGGUUGACGUGUCAAGCGGCGACCUCUCCACUAACCGUCUCUGUCUCCUGCAUCCCCGCUUGCCCUCAAAAGGUGCAAGAAUGGGGCGUCGUUGCCAGCUGGCAUGGAGGCGAUGAAGCGCGAUGCCAGCUUCUCCAGAUCGCCGCCCAUGGCGCCAUACUUCCACGUCUUGCCAGCACGCAGUGGCAGGCCAGCUCCACCCCCAUCCGAACCACAGCCACGCAACCCUGCAACGCUCGGCUGUCUGUAUUUCUUUUCCCGAGGGCGUCGCAUUGCAGCGGUUCGCAUCAGAAGUGUGCGUCGACCUCAAGCAGCGGUGAGAGGUCGCAUGUGAUUGGCCAAGCUACGGCACCAAGAGCUCGCAAACACACACUUGGAUCUAUUUUCCGACAGACCAAAGGCUGUUGCUGUCGUUCCGCCCAUGGCCAACUUGCUAGCCGGAAGAAGACACCUUUGACGUGCGGCUACGUCAUCCUUCUACAGUUACCAGCGAGGCAACUGAAUAGUUGUGGGACUGAGCGGCUGUCAAGAACUCCCUCCCUCUCCAUGACAUAUCCGAAGAUCUUUCCUCUCGCCGAGCAACAAUUUGGGUUAGAGGUGGUGGCGACUGGACUCACUAGCGGUCAAUUCCAUGCUCUUCUAACAUUCAUCGGCGGUGCGGUUGUUACUCGACGUCAAGAUGCACAUGCGGAAUGUUCUGUCGCAUGCCGACGGUGA
This is a messenger RNA of Paraphaeosphaeria sporulosa, 927 nucleotides long. RefSeq lists its product as uncharacterized. Bases 1 to 927 code for a protein of 308 amino acids. The record is from RefSeq and is a predicted model, not a curated record. Lineage: Eukaryota; Fungi; Ascomycota; Dothideomycetes; Pleosporales; Didymosphaeriaceae. The transcript has 5 exons.